This is a messenger RNA of Syzygium oleosum, 807 nucleotides long. RefSeq lists its product as uncharacterized. The transcript is spliced from 5 exons. Bases 51 to 566 code for a protein of 171 amino acids. NCBI's taxonomy places the organism in Eukaryota, Viridiplantae, Streptophyta, Magnoliopsida, Myrtales, Myrtaceae. The record is from RefSeq and is a predicted model, not a curated record.
UCGUUCCGGACGUUUUUCCGAUCGCUGCCGAGGCGGUGAGGGGGGCCGCCAUGGACGGGGGAGGGGGAUCCGGCGCCGGAGGGUCUUGCUACUACGCCGUCCUCGGGAUUCGCAGGGACGCCUCCUUCUCCGACAUCCGAUCGGCUUACCGCAAGCUCGCCAUGAAAUGGCACCCGGACAAAUGGGCGCGGAACCCGCAGGUGGCCGGAGAGGCAAAACGGCGGUUCCAGCAGAUUCAGGAGGCUUAUUCUGUACUGUCGGACCAGAGCAAGAGGUCAAUGUACGAUGCUGGGCUCUACGAUCCGCUUGAAGAAGAGGACGAGGAUUUCUGCGACUUUAUGCAAGAGAUGAUCUCGAUGAUGAACAACAUCAAGGACGAGGGAGAUAGCUUGGAGGACCUCCAGAGGAUGUUCCAGGAGAUGGUGGGCAGCGGUGGGGACGGCACCGGGUUCGACUUCCCGCCCAAUCCGACAUUCGACUUCGCGCCCAAUCCGACGGCCUCCAAGAAGCCACGCGUGAAUGCAUCCAAGGCAAGCUCGGCGAGGCGGGGUUCCUCUCGCUGUUAGGUUAGCCCCACCCGCCCCCAGGGCACACGCCGCACCACUCAUCAUAGCUUUUAACCCCCCGCCAACACCCACCUCUAACUGUUAGCAGCAUUAAGCAUUGAUUAACGCCUUAAUCCCUGAUUAAAGAUCUGAUUUUUGGUGUUGGUGGUGGGGAGAUAUUCAAGUGUUUCCAAUUCGGGGUGGGGCUUUUGUGCGGCCGAUUGUUGAAGAAAUUAGUAAUAAAUUUUAUGGGUUUUGUGUA